AUGCAUCUUUAUUGUGAUAUUGAUAACGGAUCUAUUGCUCUUCAUAAGGGUCUUGGUGGUCUAUGUGGUCUAUGUGGUCUAUGUGGUCUAUGUGGUCUUGGUGGUCUUGGUGGUCUUGGUGGUUUUGGUGGUCUUGGUGGUUUUGGUGGUCUUGGUGGUCUUGGUGGUUUUGGUGGUUUUGGUGGUUUUGGUGGUCUUGGUGGUUUUGGUGGUUUUGGUGGUCUUGGUGGUUUUGGUGGUCUUGGUGGUUUUGGUGGUCUUGGUGGUUUUGGUGGUCUUGGUGGUCUUUUGGAGAGAUGCGCGUAA
Molecule: messenger RNA, 306 nt
Organism: Adineta ricciae
Lineage: Eukaryota; Metazoa; Rotifera; Eurotatoria; Adinetida; Adinetidae
Source: the annotation of a GenBank genome assembly